GAAGCCAAUCUAACGAAUAAGUGUGCUGUGACAACGUGAGCUAAAACUACCAGAGAUUCCUCCUAGUUUUGUUUCUCUUGGCUUGUUUUUUUUAUCUCUGCCAUAUUUAGCAGAAAAAGGGCUAAGUUUCUAGCGCUAAACAUAAACAGAUUCACAGGAGAUUCAUUGGGAUCAUUAGCUUGGCUUGGUAUACAAGGUAGGUGAGGAAGAGGCUUGUGGGAGGAGCUAAGUAACCUCUCAUUGAUGGUGUACACGAGAAGGGAAAAGAAAACUGCUUUUACUUGGGCAAUGCAAAUUUGCUGAAGGGGACAUUCAAUAAAUAGGCUCUAAUGCACGAGAAAAGAAAGAGAUUGCAUCAAAUUCGUGAUAGUUUUUAAGGCACACAGACUGGCAGCAUAACGAGGGUUUAUAUGCAUGUAUAAGCAGAGUUUGGCAUUGUAUGUAUCAUCAGAUUCUAUCUGGUAUAGUGACUUGGGAAGGAGGAAGAAAGUAAGGAAGUGUUCAUUGUGUUUUUUGAUAAGCUAUGGAAUUGGAGACCAUUGGGUUUGGUUUUACAAUGAGGAAGGUGUUGUUUGUGAUGUUGGUAUUGCAGAAGGUGGUGUGGACAGAGACAAUGUUGGACCCAUUGGAUUUUUUGUCACUGCAAGCCCUAAGAAAGAGCCUGGAUGACAUGCCAGGGUCUAAAUUUUUUAAGUCGUGGGACUUCUCUUCUGAUCCUUGUGGAUUUUCAGGGGUUUUGUGUGAUUCAAACAGAGUUGUGGCACUAAAUCUUGGGGAUUCUUCUGCUGGGGCUCCUGGAUUGAAAGGCAAGUUGGAUGGAGCUCUGGGCUGCCUUGGGGCUCUUGUAGAGCUCACAGUGGUGCCUGGUCAGGUAUCUGGGUCUAUUCCAGAGACUAUGGGGCAGCUGAAGGAGUUGCAGUUUAUGGGUAUUAGCAAGAACUUUCUGUCUGGCAGGAUUCCUCCGUGCUUGGGGUCAUUGACAAAGUUGCAGACACUGGAUUUGAGCUUCAAUCAGCUUGUGGGUUCUAUUCCCAAGGGGAUUGGACAAUUACCCACUUUGUCAAAUCUCAUUCUUGGCCACAAUAAGCUUUCAGGACCAAUACCCACUUGCACAUCUAGUUUGAGAAGGCUGGAUCUUAAGCACAAUGGACUUUCAGGGACACUGCCUUCUUUGCCCAAUUCUGUUCAGUACGUUUCUCUUGCAAAUAACCUGCUCAGUGGGAGUAUUGAUGAAUUAUCAGGCCUACAACAGCUGAGUUAUCUUGACCUGAGUUUCAAUCAGUUCAGUGGGAGCAUUCCAGGUGCAUUGUUUAGUUUCAAAAUGACUUCUUUGUUCUUACAGAGGAACUCCUUCUCUGGUUCUGUUAAUCCACAAGGACAGGUCAUGAUCCCAAAUGUGGACCUCAGUUUUAAUUUUCUCACAGGUCCUAUUCCCUCCUCUCUGGCUUAUGUUCAGAAUCUAUACCUUAACAACAACCACUUUACAGGGGCAGUUCCUUCUGAAUUCAUUGACAGGCUUCUAUCUGCUAAUAUCCAAGUGCUAUAUAUUCAGCACAACUAUCUUACACAGAUUACUCUCAAGCCAUCCACAAUGAUCCCACUUACCAGCUCUCUCUGUAUUCAGUACAACUGCAUGGUUCCUCCCAUUCAGCCACCAUGUCCCUUCAAAGUUGGCAAACAGAAAAAAAGGCCCACAUAUCAAUGCAACUACAUGGGCUAGGGGAGAUUCAAUUAUAUAUCAUUUUUUCAAGGAAAUGUUGGACUUAUUGCUCUAGCUACACAAAGAUAAUUCAUCUAGGUUCUUCUAGGAAAGAAUGUUUUGCAGUCUGGGAAGCCUCAGGAAAAAGCAACAUAACUUGCUUGUCCAAUCGGAGCUAUAUCUCUUUUUUUUGUUUUCAGGUACUUAAGUAGUCAGGUUGUAUAGAUAAAUAUGUUUUGUAUUCUUUCAUUCUUUUAACAGAUCUGGUUAUCUAGAACUAAAGCAAGAUGAAGCUACUGCUAAUGUGAAGGAGCUUAGUAGGGGCUGGAAUGUAUGGCAGCAAUAAAAUUGAUCUACGAGUAGAAAUAAAUACAGCCCAACAAUUGGAGAUCAUCUUUAACCAGAUUGGAUCUUAUGAGGACUGAGUUAUUUGUUCUGUAAUUUUACUUUUUUUUUUGGUCAUGAACAUCCUCCUUAAUUUUGGGGCCUUGAAAGACCUUGGACAUUUGGGCCUGCUGGAUAUUGUAGGAUUAUACCUGAUUUUUAUUGUCUGUAUGUUGCUUUCAAAUUU
Cryptomeria japonica (Japanese cedar) is the source of this 2270-nucleotide messenger RNA. Its product is annotated as LRR receptor-like serine/threonine-protein kinase SIK1. The record is from RefSeq and is a predicted model, not a curated record. The coding region runs from base 524 to 1720 and encodes 398 amino acids. NCBI's taxonomy places the organism in Eukaryota, Viridiplantae, Streptophyta, Pinopsida, Cupressales, Cupressaceae. Gene Ontology annotation, molecular function: protein binding. The transcript has a single exon.